Molecule: messenger RNA, 369 nt
Organism: Notothenia coriiceps (black rockcod)
Lineage: Eukaryota; Metazoa; Chordata; Actinopteri; Perciformes; Nototheniidae
Exons: 1
Source: RefSeq, a predicted model, not a curated record
GCCAAAGAAAGAGCUGAAAAAGAAAGGCUGGCGAAAGAACGCAUCGCCAAAGAAAGAGCUGAAAAGGAGAGAAUAGAAAGGGAACGUAUCGCAAAAGAAAAUGCCCGAAAGGAGAGGCUGGAGAAGGAACGCAUCGCCAAAGAAAGAGCUGAAAAAGAGAGAAUAGAAAGGGAACGCAUCGCCAAAGAAAGAGCUGAAAAAGAGAGGAUAGAAAGGGAACGCAUCGCCAAAGAAAGAGCUGAAAAAGAGAGAAUAGAAAGGGAACGCAUCGCCAAAGAAAGAGCUGAAAAAGAGAGGAUAGAAAGGGAACGCAUCGCCAAAGAAAGAGCUGAAAAAGAGAGAUAGAAAGGGAACAAAAGAGAGAUAGAA